AUGUCUGGACGCGGCGGCGGACGCAACCCACGAGGCGGCCGUGGUGGAAGAGGUGGCAGAGGCGGAGAUCGUGGUCGCGGUCGUGGUGGUUUCAACCAAGGCAGGCACGAUGGCAGCACCAAGGCCUCCAAGCCCACAAGGGCCAAAGAGACGGAUGAGCAGAGAGCGGCACGAAAGUCCUAUAGCUCAUGGAAGCGCCGCCUCGGUGAGGCAGAAACUGAUCCAACGACCAUGCGACGCCUCUGGGAGGGUGCUUUUGGCAUACUCGAAGCUGGAGACCGAGACUGGCGACAGCAGCUCCCCCAAGACCUCAACGAUGAUUCGGACGAUGAGAGUGGUCAUCGUCACAUCCUCGCCCUUCUGAACUCAAAGGUUGUCGGUUCGGACUACGACACCUUCCUCAACAACGCCCGCCAUUUCCUACUUACGCUCACGCAUUCCUCACUCCUUCGAUGUCUCGCGGUCGAUACACACGUCGGCUCCAUCUACAACCUCUUCGGUGGUGUCGGUGGGCGGACUGCAGUCUCAUAUCUCCAGCGGGUUUGCAAGGCUCUUGUGGCAGCUCGAACAUCCUCGAUAUCUGCCAAGGACUACGAAGCGACGCUUCAUGCGAUUGCGAAGGCUCUCUUCGAGCUAUUGAGACGUGAGCGCAGAGCUCGGUUCAACGAUGAGAUCACACCGCUGGUGGACUCCAUCCAGGCUGUGAGCGACCUCUACAAGGACGUAGUAUCGCCAGAUACCUCAACACGGACAAGUAAUCGUCUCGAUGAUAUUCGAGCCCUUGUAGCUAGAGCUCACGGCCUCCUCGCCGAAUCCACUGGUGAAAAUGGGGUUGGAGACGACAACGAUGUUGACGGCCCCGCGUCGUUCUACCCGAGAGACCUUGUAGUGCCCUCAGGCCGGUUCGACAACGACAAAAAGGACAUUGGCGACAUGUUAAUCUUCCCGACCCGAGAUGAGAUCAUGAGCGAUGCGAAGGAGUUCCUGCCCUAUACUGAUCCUGACCAGCCACACUUCCUUGAGGAUCGUGUGCAACGCCACAUCGAUACCUACUUCCGCCUCCUGCGCCACGAUAUCUUUGGUGAGCUGAAGGGGUCAUUGGCUGGAAUCAUGCACGCGCUAUCUCAAGACUCCAACAUGCUGCUCCACCCCAAUCUCAAUCUAGGCGAUAUGCGCGCCAAUCAUUACACCAACGCUCGCGUCAGCUACGUUACUCUCGACAAGCGAAUGGGGUUGCAAGCUCAGAUGGAAUUUCUGCAGCCUGCGAUAGUCCGCAAGAGGAAUAUUAGUCAAAAGGUGAGUUGGUGGGAGGAGUCAAGGCGAUUCGACGAAGGAUCGCUUCUGUCCUUCAUAUGGAUCCAGGACACUGUCGUCCAACACAUCUUCCUUACUGUCUCAUUCAAGGACACCGAUCCGACAAAGGAGUAUAGCUUGACGCACCACAAUCAACUGGCCUACAUGACGGCGAGCCUGGUAACUCAAGAUCGAGCAACGGUCAAGAUGCUCAUGCAAGCCAACAUCGGAGCAGCACGCGGCAUCCUGCUAGAGUUCCCAAAGGUCAUGCCAGCGACCUUUUCACCCACUUUGGAGAGCCUACAGGCGAUGCAGCGACUGAAUCGUCUACCGUUUCAGCAGUGGAUCGUCCCGGACAAACACAGUAACCGUCCAUCGACGACUAGGACUCAUGGAAUCCCUCCGCCUCUAUACGCACGUACGCCUGGCUUCAAGUUCCCCGUCACUGCUCUCCUGAAAGAUGGCAACAAAGACGACUCUUUCUCUAUCGAACCAGCAUCAUCAUGUGACGACCAGGCGUUACUUGACAAGCUGGAGGCCAGAACACAACUUGACCGUGGACAGUGUCGCGCGCUCAUCGCUGCGCUAACCCGAGAGUUCGCCUUCAUCCAAGGACCUCCAGGGACGGGAAAAAGCUUUCUGGGCCUCCAAAUUAUGCGGAUACUGCUGGGGAUCAAGGAGAAAAGCGAUCUUGGUCCUAUACUCAUCGUAUGCUAUACUAACCACGCCUUGGAUCAGUUCCUCGAACACCUAAUCGAUAUCGGCGUCCACAAGCUCAUUCGGGUCGGCGGCAUGAGCAAGUCCAAAAAGCUUCUCAAUCACAACCUGCGCACCGUCGGCGAAUCGGAGUCGAAGACCAAGUCCGAGAAGUAUAUGGCAGCGAUGAACUAUCAGGAUCUAGAUCAGAAUGAGAAGGAGGCCAAGAUGCUCUUUGGUGGUCUUCAUGGCUUGUCGAAGCGUCCGGACUGGCAUAAGCUCAAAGGUCAUAUCCACGAAGAAUAUCCGAAGAUCUACAAUCAGUUCCGUUCUGUCGAUGACGAAGGCUUCAAGACAGCCGGUCGCCAUCCAUUCGAUGUAUGGAUAGCCGGCACUGAGGCAUAUGGCCAACCCUCAUUACCUCAAAGCUCAUUACAGCAAAUAAUCCAGCGGGCGACUGCAAGUGUAUUCUCUCUGUCAAUGCUUGAGAGGAGCGCGCUUGUCGCCUCCUGGGUCUCGCAAGCUCAAGGAAAUAAGGUCGGCGAGCUCUUCGAAAUCGUCAAUAGUGCAGCCAAGACUCAACGCCAAUUGAGCAAUAUCCACGAGGAGUUGAACCGACGACUGCUAGAGGAGGCUGACGUCAUUGGGGUUACCACGUCCGGCUUGGCGAAGCGUAUCUCCGUUCUCCAGCAGGUGAAGUGUAAGGUGAUCAUCUGCGAGGAAGCCGGUGAGGUCAUGGAGAGUCACAUGAUCUCGGCGAUGCUUCCCGAUGUUGAGCAUCUCAUCCAGAUCGGUGAUCACGAGCAGCUUCGACCCUCUGUCAGCAACUUCCGCGACUUGUCGCUCGAGAGCGAGCGAGGAAAGCUUCACGCGCUCGAUAGGAGUCAGUUCGAGCGACUCUCGAUCGGUGAGCCCGGGCGGCCCCUGAUGCCUGUUGCUCAACUGAAUGUACAGCGUCGAAUGCGCCCGCAAAUUUCUUCGCUGAUUCGCGAAACCAUCUACGAUAAGCUCAAGGACCAUCCGUCUACCAUCGAGCUGCCGGAUGUUGUUGGUAUGCGCCGCAAUGUCUUCUGGCUCGACCACACCAACUUCGAAAACGAGAAGGGUGCAGAUACACAUGAUACGAAGUCCAAGUCCAAUUUGUGGGAAGUCAAGAUGGUGCAUGCCAUGGUCCGGCAUAUCGUUCGGCAGGGUGUGUACAAGCCCGAUGAUAUCGCAGUCUUGACCCCAUACACUGGCCAGCUUCAGAAACUCCGCGCCACGAUGAGUAGCGAUUUUGAGAUCUGCCUCAGUGAUCGCGAUCGAGAAGCGCUUGAGAGGGACGGCUUCGCAGUUGGAGACAACGAUACAUCGAAGACCUCGGUACCCGCUCACGAGAGUUAUCAGGGUAAGCCGCUAGAAAAGAAGCAGCUGUCGGAACUACUGAGAGUUGCUACGGUCGACAACUUUCAAGGAGAAGAAGCCAAGAUCAUCAUUGUCUCUCUUGUGCGGAGUAACGACCGCCAAAACGUUGGCUUUCUCAAGACGACAAACCGAAUCAACGUCUUGCUGAGUCGCGCUCAACAUGUCGAUUACUGUCAGGAAUGUGGCAUGAAGCCAGACGAGCAGCCAGACAUGAUCAUGAUGUCUCGUUAUGCUGAUGUCGAUCUGAAUGAAUCCCCCAUCGUCGUUCUCGGUUGCGGUCAUUUCUUCACCACUGAAACUUUGGACGGACUAGUCAGCCUCAAAGACGUGUAUAGCGUCGAUGCGAAGAAGGGCGCCUUUACCGGACUGAUUGAAGACGCCGAGCUUUCCGCAUCAAUUCCACGAUGCCCUAAUUGUCGAGAGCCUGUCAAGCAGUAUGUUACCCAGCGCUACAACCGGCUCAUCAACCGAGCUGUCAUCGAUGAGAUGUCCAAGCGCUUCAUCGUCAAUGGUCAACAAGACUUGCAGCAACUAGAAGGCCAGCUCAUGGAAAUCAGGAAGGACCUCGAAAAGUCGCGCAUGUCGGUUGUUCCCGAUAAGCCAGUCCAGCUCCGCGGUCAGGAAGCUCACGAGUUCACCAUGCAGUCCAUCAACGACGAAAUUAAUAAUCGCGCAAAGGAUACUAUCCAGCUACUGAACGCAGUCAAGGCGUUUCAGCGUAGGAUGGAUAUCCGACACCAACCAACGUACAAGCUGCACCAGGCGACCGUGCAUAGUAUGGCGCGAAGUGAACCACUGGAUGUUGAGCUCGCAAGGUUGACAAUCGACUCUUCCGAAAAGUCUGCCAAACGCGAUCGCGAUCAACGCAUUACCCUCGGCGGCGGCCUGCUCGAAAUCAAGGUACGCUGCUUAGUGCUAGAGGAGAACUUCGAGAUCAUGCGUAAUGUGGAUCAGAAGCAUUUCCAGAGUACCUUGCCUCUCAAAUUUCCCAGUGGUUCACCCCUCGCUAAGGCGGAUCAAUUCCUCAAAGACACGAAGAGGCUCAUUGAUGACUGCAUACGUGAGAGUUUGCCUAAACUUGCGGUUGAGGCUACACUGCACUACGCUCGAAUCGCCCAGAUCUUUGGUAGUGCUCAGUCUGGUGAGAACAACGAUCGGUCGAAGGCUAUGAACUAUCGCAACACCGCCAAAGAUCUGUUGACGAAGGCGGACAAACUUUGCGAGAGUUCCUUCAGUGGACGGGACAACUUGCGACAAGCUGUCGUCGCCGCAUCGAAGAUGCUCAGCAAGGACUUCUACGAGGCAGUGUCCAAGGAAGAACUGGAAUCUAUCAAGAAGGCCAUGGUUAGUGGACGUGGCGGUAUCGCGACUCACUCUGGGCAUUGGUACAAGUGUGUGAACGGCCAUCCAUUCGCCAUUGGAGAAUGCGGUAUGCCCAUGCAGCAAGCGCGCUGUCCGGAAUGCGGUCAGCCCGUCGGUGGCCAGAACCAUACUGCCGUCGCUGGAGUAUCACGCGCCAGGGAGAUGGAGGAUUGA
Alternaria infectoria is the source of this 4929-nucleotide messenger RNA. RefSeq lists its product as uncharacterized. The transcript has 3 exons. Gene Ontology annotation, biological process: regulatory ncRNA-mediated heterochromatin formation. Bases 1 to 4929 code for a protein of 1642 amino acids. Gene Ontology annotation, cellular component: nuclear RNA-directed RNA polymerase complex. Gene Ontology annotation, molecular function: helicase activity. NCBI's taxonomy places the organism in Eukaryota, Fungi, Ascomycota, Dothideomycetes, Pleosporales, Pleosporaceae. The record is from RefSeq and is a predicted model, not a curated record.